Molecule: messenger RNA, 12839 nt
Organism: Thunnus maccoyii (southern bluefin tuna)
Lineage: Eukaryota; Metazoa; Chordata; Actinopteri; Scombriformes; Scombridae
Product: microtubule-associated protein futsch
Exons: 5
Coding region: 229-11775 (3848 amino acids)
Biological process (GO): photoreceptor cell development; retina development in camera-type eye; intracellular signal transduction
Cellular component (GO): axoneme
Source: RefSeq, a predicted model, not a curated record
GCUCUUUCCUCACACAGGAAAGCCCGCAGUCAGAGGACAAAACCCGAUGAGGUGAGAUGAGUGGUAGCCAUGCAGAUGUUCUUUGCAACACCUUCCCUUAGGCAGCGCAGGAGAAACAUGGCAACCCCCUGUCACUGUUUGCCCAAGCUGACCUGCCCCCUUCUGCUCAGUUGAGGCCAUCCUUCAUCCAGUGCAGAGAGACUACCAUCAACGUCUGCACAACCCAAAAUGUCCUCCCACAAGCGCAACUUCCAGUGCUUCAAUGCCGUAGGUGGUGAUGGCUCCCACAAGCAUCACACCAGCAGGCUCCCCAGGAUCCCCCAGCAUGGCAUGGUGGCCCAUCAUGAACCUCUGGAGGAAUGCUAUCUUUGCUCUGAGUAUAGACACACCCAGGCCCUGGAAGCAUUAGAGACUCAGGUUUCACCUUUGUAUCAUACUCAUACACCCUAUCACCACCAUCAUCAUCCACACCAGUAUGUUCUCCGGAGGCCGAUCAUGCCCAAGGAGCCACCUGUGGCACAUUCUGGCCACGGGCGCCACAUCCAUCAUCACAGGACCAACAAGAUGGUGGUGCUGGUGAAGAACAGUGACCCCUCGUACAAGAAGACCAUCGUCUUGCACAGCAGGAGCAUACGCAGUUUCGGGCUUUUCUUAGAGGAAGUUUCUGAGCUCAUGCAGUACCACAUCAGGAAGUUGUACACUCUGGAAGGCCGCAAGAUCGACAGUGUUCAGAGUCUCGUGCAGUGCCCCAGUGUUCUUAUUUGUGUGGGACGUGAGCCCUCUCACCCUUCCAUCGCGGAGAAUCUUCGGAAAACAUCUGAUGACAAACUUCCAAAGCUGAAUGUGAAGGCACGCUCCACUGGCUGCACUGAAGGACAUGAAGGACUUUCUACUGAGAAAAGUGUCACCCAUCCACAGCUGGAAUCUGGCGACAGAUCCACCAGGCAAUCAGUGUCCUCUGACAAGUCAUUGUUAGAUGCAAACAACUCACCAGACCAUGUUGAUUCCCGCCCACCCACUGUUGAUGGAUUGAUGAAUGAUGAUAUAGAGAAACGGGUCCGGGUUAAUAAAGAUGGCAGUUUGUCCAUGGAAAUGAAAGUGCGCUUUCGGCUACAAAAUGAUGAAACAUUACAUUGGUCAACAGAAGUAAGAAAGACCACAGACAGGACCAGUGAGUACCUCCAAGGACACAGUAAUCCCUAUUUUACACAGGUUAGUGAAAGAAACUAUUCAGAAUCUGAAAACAUCUCUGCUGGUGACUCAGAUGAGGCUUACCUCACUAGGCACUAUCAAAGACAUACAGAGGAGCCUCAUUGUCCUCAUUGCUGCAGUCACUGCCAGGAGUAUGACAUCUGGAAAAACGUCCCAGGGACACAAGGAGCAAGUCGCUGCAUUCGAACUUCCAGCUCAAGUUCAUCCUCACACACAAUGGUCUCUAGAAAGACAAUGGUCGAAAGUAGGCAAACUGUGGCUAGAUCAGGUGGAAAUUAUACAGAACAAGUUGUAGAGACAGAAACUUGUGUGGAGCAGACUGUUGAGGCAGCUGAAACUGUAGAAUACUGCACCAUCAGGAGUGAGACUUGCUCACCAAAGUGCAAGGUGCACUCCUUCCCAUUGGACAACUGUGAAGCUGUUGACAGCUCCCCAAAUGAUCAGGUCGAAACUGCGCAAACGUCAGAGCAAGAAGAACAAACAGGAUCUCCUCCUAACACUUCCUCUCCAAUAUUAACAGAACAUGAAGAGGAUCAAAAUGAUGAUGAACUGGAUAAACUAGAAGACGAGUUGGAUACCGGAUCACCUGGGCCAAGCAUGACAGAUAGAGCAUCCAAUGCUUCAAGGCACUCUAGCAAGUUGGGGAAACCGAAAAAUUCAUACACUUGUCAUUGUGGAGUAUCUGAUGACCCUGAGGAUGAUACAAAAGGACAAACUGAAGAGGCGGGUGUGAUAAAAAGAGAACAAUCAAGUGCCAUGUCUGUCAAAUCAUACGCCUCGGUCAAGUCAGAUAAGUCUGAAGAAAUAGAGAAUGCAGAGAAGAGCCCUGAGUGCUCCGAUGAAGAAAAUGAUCAGGAACAAACUGAAGAAAGAGCAUCAAGCCGCCUGUCAGCCAAAUCAGUCCAGUCACAUGUUUCUGAAAUAUCUAUUAAGUCUGCAGAGAGAGCACCUAGUGCCUUGUCAACUAAAUCAGCAAAGUCACGUGCUUCUACAAAAUCUACCAAAUCAAAGGCCUCUGAAGUUCAUUCUAGCAAAACUACUGGCAUCCCUGAUGAAGGAGAUGGUGAUGAGGAAACUCAAGAGAGAGCACAGAGUGCAAUGUCGUCAAAAACUGCAAAGUCAGCUAUUUCUGUAAAAUCUACAAAGUCAAAAGGACAAGAUGGUCCAGCUGACGAAAAUACUUCAGAUCAUGAGGAACAUGUAGAAAGAACCCCAAGCAAUAUGUCUGUCAGAUCAGAAAAGUCAGCAAAGUCAAAUGUUUCAGUCAUGUCCAAGAAAACAAAAGCUUCUGACAUUCCUUCUGAUCACAUUGAUGAUACUCUUGAAAAAGAAAAUGAAGAGGAACACAAUGAAAGUAGAUCAGUAAGUUCAAUGUCAGUCCAUUCAGUCAAGUCAAAUGUUUCUGCAAGAUCAAGAAGGUCAAAAUGUUCAGCUGAUGUUCCAGUUGAAGAAAGCAUCGCCAGACCUAACUCACAUGCUUCUACAGAUGCAUCCUUCCUUCCUUCUGAUACUGAUAGUCCUAAGGGAAGAAACGAUGAGGAAGAAACUUCAGACAGAGCAGAGAGUGCAAUGUCUGCCAAAUCUGCAAAGUCAGUCAUUUCUUCAAAAUCAAAUAAGUCAAAAGUCUUUGAUGCCACAAAAGAAGAAAAUGCUUCUGGUUCUGAUCAUGAGGAAAGAGCUGCAAGCAAUAUGUCAAUCAGAUCAGCAAAAUCAGCAAAGUCAAAUGUUUCUGAAAAAUCUAAGAAAUCAAAAGCCUCUCAAAUACCUUCUGAUCACAGUACUGAAAUUGCUGAGACAGAGAAUGAAGGGGGAGUGAGCUCAAUGAGUGCAGAUGAAGAAGAAGACAAAGACCAAACUGAAGAAAGAGCAGCAAGCUGCAUUUCAGUCAGAUCAGUUCAGUCACAUGUUUCUGAAAAAUCUACUAAGUCACAAGCUUCUGGUAUUGCAGAUGAUGUGGCUGAACAUGAUAAAACUACAGAGAGAGCCCCUAGUGCAUUGUCAGCUAAAUCAGCAAAGUCACAUGCUUCAGUAAGAUCUGUUACAUCAAAUACUUCUGAAGUUUGUUCUGGAAAAACUACUGGCAUUCCUCAUGAAGGAGAUGAUGGAGAGGAAACAAAAGAGAGAUCACAGAGUGCAAUGUCAGCCAAAUCAACAAAGUCAGCCAUGUCUAAGAAAUCAAGCAAAUCAAAAGUCUCUGAUGUCCCAGCCAAAGAAAAUGUUGCAGAACAUGAUGAAACUGUUGAGAGAGCAGCUAGUGCUAUGUCGGACAGAUCUGCAAGAUCAAAUGCCUCAGCAGUAUCUCAGAAAUCAAAAGGUACAGUUCCGGGUGAAGGAGGUGCUGAGGAGGAAAACAAAGAGAGAGCACCAAGUUGCAUGUCAGCUAAAUCAGUCAAAUCAAAUGUCACAGAAAAAUCUGUGACUUCUAAAGAAAAUACUGCAAUUGCUGAAGGAACUGGAGAGCGAGCACCAAGUGCAAUGUCAACCGAGUCAAAUGCUGAAGAAGAAACUGAGGAGAGAUCAAAUAUGUCUAUAUCAUCGAGGAGUACAACAGCAUGUGAAGCUCCUUCAGAAGAAAACCCUGCAAAUGAUGAGGAAACUGAGCAGAGACCACCAAGCACCUUGUCGGCUAAAUCAGCCAGAUCUGCCAAAUCAACACAUUCACAUAUUUCUGCAAAAUCUAGUAAGUCAAAGGCCUCUAAUACUCCAGGUGAAGAAAAUCGUGAGGAGCAUUUGGAGAGAGCACCAAGCAGUGCAAGCAUCAAAUCAGCGAAAUCAGGAAAGUCCAAUGCUUCAGCAGUAUCAAAGAAAUCAAAAGUGUCUGAGGUUCCUGCUGAAGAUGAUGUUAACAUCACUGAUGAAAACACUGAGGAAGACACUGAGAAGAGAUCAAUUAGUUCAAUGUCUGCCAAAACUACUGAAAUUUCAACUGAAGAAAACGUGGCAGUUUGUGAGGAAACUGAAGAGAGAGCACCAAGUGCUUUGACAAAUAAAUCAUCAAAGUCAGGUGUAUCUCUAAGAUCAAGGAAAUCAAAAAAAUCUGAAAAGACAGCUGAAACCCAUGCUGAAGAGGUAAAUGAAACAGAGAGGACACCAAGUGUUUUGUCAGUAAAAUCAAAUGUUUCUGCAAGAACCAUGAAGUCAAACACGUCUGAAAUUACGUCUAGUGAAAAGACUGGACAUGAUGAAGAAACUAAUGAAAGAACACAUAGUCCCACCAUGUCAACCAAAUCAGCAAAAUCGACUAAUUUGGCAACUGAAAUUCCUACAAUAGAAAGUUCUGACUCUCCCAAUGAAGGAAAUGCUCAAGCGAAGUCUGAGAGAGCACCAAGUGCCAUGUCAGCAAAGUCAAAUAUUUCAGUGAGAUCAAGAAAAUCUAAAGUCUCUGAUGUUACUACUCAUGAAAAGGAGGAAAGAACAGUAAGCCCUGUGUCAGCUAAAUCAAAUCAAUCCGAAAUGUUAAGCAGGUCUGAAGUUCCUGCUGUGACAGUGGAGGAAACUGAAGACAGAGCCCCCACAGCCAUGUCAUCGAAGUCCAAGGUGUCAACACGUUCAAAGAAGUCAACAUCAUCUGAGGUCAAAGGAAAGAAAAGUGAGGGGCGACCACAGAGUUCUUUAUCUGUCAAGUCGAAUCUGUCCGUGAAAUCUCGAAAAUCCAAAGCAACUGAUAUUUUAACUGAUGAAGAUGUGGGAAAUAAAGAGCUGAAGACGUCCACAGCCGCUGAUGUUCCUGUAGAGGAGAAGAUCAGUGUUUCUUCAGUAAAUGCAGGGGAAGCUGUGAGCCCUGAAGACAGUAAACCCACAUCUAGUUCGCAAAAGGAGGAUGAAAAACAAGAUACAGUUGAUAAGAAGAGUGUUCACUCGAAGACAAGCAAGUCAAGCAGGAAAACUGCAAAAAAUACAGCUGCAGAGGUUCUUGACAAACCGAAGUCUGUUGUGAAUUCUGCUGCGUCAGACACCCGUCAGAGUGCACAACAACCAAAAGGAAAUAAACAUAAUGUGCUUUCUCAUGCAGAGUCAGAGGAAAGUGAUUCGUCACAAUCUCUGUCCAGUUCAGAUAUUGGCAACGAAAUUUGUGAGACUCCAGCCACGGGAGAAUCAAAAUCCAAUGUGUCUAAGAGGAUUAUAAAUGGUCAACUGGAAGCUACAGACGCUGGCAGGAGUGUCACUGAUAACAAAAGUGACAAAAGCAGCAGACACAAGAGCACAGAUGCUGAUGACUUCAAGCUGGUCCCGUCUAGCCUACCAAAUACAUCCCCUACUGAGGUAAUAAAUGAAUGGCUGAAAAAAAUACCAGCUGAUGGUGACACGUAUGACGUGGAAGAUUUGAAUGAAAACAAUGAUGGACAAAAAACUGACCAGACAAAGGAGGAAAUGACUAAAGUGGAAGAUAAUGAAAACAAUGAGGACUCUGCAGUUGAGAAUACAAAAGACCCAAAUGAAGGAGUUGUGAUGAACAGUGUCCCUAAUGAUGAAUGUCAAACAACCACGGAGGAACCAAAUGCAGAUAAUACCAGUACUCGGAGAGAUGAUGCCUCUAAAAUAUUUCACUCCUCCGUACAGGUGAUGAAAGUACUUUUAAAUCCAAAGCUUGACAGAUGUAACAGUUUACCAGAGAUUUCUCCAGUGUAUGGACGUAAACUAAGCACUUCAGCUAGAGGCCUUUUGGAUUGCCUUGUGAAGUUGCAGCUAAUAGACCAUGAUCCUAAAAAUGCAAACGAAAAUGAUGAAAGAUACCAAGAGCUAAUGAAUAUUCUUCAGUCUCUUUGGCUUUGCGAUCCUCUAGAAAAUGAACAUGUGCUAAAGAAGGACGAUCGCCAUUAUGUGGAUGAUGAAUUCAAUCAUACGUCAUCCUCUGGUGUGGAUGUCAACAGUGGCUCCACAGGCUCGGGGAAGAGUAGUGAUGGUGUGAAUGGUGAUGUGUUGCAACCUCAUAUGACUGCAAAUACAUUAAGCAAAGUACCAGAAGUUCAUGAAGGUGAAGCAGAAGCAGGUAAUCAAUGGACAUGUGAGGCAGAAGUAGGAGUAAUGGAUGAAGAGAAACAAAAGGAAGAUGAUCCAGCAACAGAUGACACCAUUAGAAGUAGUGAUAGUCCAAGAGAACUACCUGAAACACCACCAUCCUCAGGAUCAGGAAAUGACAGUAGUGGCCAAAAGCUUCCAGAGGAAACAGAAUCUCAAGAGGACACCAGUUCAGAGGGUACAGUACAGUUAACUAAAAUUAUUUCUCAAGAAUCUGAUCCUGUUUGGAUCUUAACUUUAUUAAGCAAAAUAGAAAAGCAGUUCAUGAAACAUUAUAUCAAUGCAAUGAAAGAGUUUAAAGUUCGUUGGAACUUGGAUGAUAAUGAGCAGCUUGACAUGAUGAUAAAUGAACUUAAAAAUGAGGUCCAAAAAAAGAUCCAAACAAGUAUAGACAGAGAACUGAGGAAAAUUAAAGUGCACGCAGGGCUACCAAGACCUCCUAAAGAAGCAAUGUCUCGUGCUUCAACAGCACAAACAGAAGAGAGAAGACGGAGGCUGAAGGUCAUGUUCGAACAGUCUGCCGAUCCAAAAGCAGAAAAAAGUGAUGAAUCAGUGACAAGCACAUCUUACAGUGACCAGCGCAGUGAAAACGAUGAUGACUACUGUCCAUGUGAAACAUGCAUUCAGAAAAAAGUUACAUUUAGGCCUCCACUUCCUGCAGAAACUAUGAAAACCACACCCCUUUUCAUGGACUUUGACCUAAAGAGGAUUCUAGUAAUGAAGAAUGAUGAUCCUGGCAAUACACAGGCAAUCAAGUGUAUAUCUCACUCCAUAAAUGAGACUGAAUCAAUAGCAGCAAAAACAAUUGUAGAAAAAAUUAUUGAUGAAGCAGUGAGAAAAGUGGAAGGGGAUGAAAUCCACCAUGAGUCUGAAGAUGAUUCUGCAGUUGCAGUAGAGGAAAAGGAAGCAGUUGAUGAUCAAGAUGAAGAUCAAGAAGAUGAGUCUGAAAACAUUGAAGUAGAAGAAUACAUCACUGCUAAACAAUACCUAGAACUGGCUGUUGCUGAAGAAAGAGUAAAAGAUGAAGAUGCUGUUGAAGAUAAUAGUGAGAAACUGAGCAAAACUGAAGAUGAAAAGACAGAAAAUGAGAGUGCAGACAUAGGCCCGAUUGAAGAUGAAUCCAUGGUAGAGUAUGCAGGCACAGCUAGAGAUAAAUUAGACGAAGAGGCUGCUGAAGCCACCACAGCUGAGGAUGAAAAUGUGGCAGAAGAGACUGUUGUGGUUACGUCAACUGAACACCAAUCUGUCAAAGAGGAAGAAGCAGAAACGGAAGAUGAGAUUGCUGUAGAAGCAGAGAUUGCUGUAACAUGUGAAGCUGAGUUGAAGAAAGAGACUGUUGAUGCCAUCCCUGCUGAAGAUGAAGAUGCAGCAGAAGAGGCUGAUGUGGCAGCCAUAACUGAAGAUGAAUCAGACAAGGAAGUGGCUGUGGAAGAAGAGAUAGUCAAUGAUGAAGAAGAGAUUCCUGCCACCAGUGGAGAUGAUUCUGCAGAUGAGAAUGAUGACAAAGCCACAGCUGAUGAAUUGUCAAAAGAUCCAGCUGAAGAAGCAACAACUGAAGAUGAGAUGGCUAUAGAAAAAGAGAUUGCUGUCACAAGUGAAGAUGAACAUAAGGAAGAGGUUGCAGAGGCUACCACAGCUGAAGAUGAAAAUGUAGCAGAAGAGACUGCUGUGGUUACGUCAGCUGAACACCAAUCUGACAGAGAGGAACAGGCAGAAAGUGAAGAUGAGAUUGCUGUAGAAGGAGAGAUUGCUGUAGAAAGUGAAGAUGAAUUGAAGAAAGAGACUGCUGAUGCCACCUCUGCUGAAGAUGAAGAUGCAGCAGAAGAGGCUGAUGUGGCAGCCAUAACUGAAGAUGAAUCCGACAAGGAAGUGGCUUUGGAAGAAGAGAUCGUCAAUGAUGAAGAAGAGAUUCCUGCCACCAGUGGAGAUGAUUCUGCAGAUGAGAAUGAUGACACAGCCACAGUCGAUGAAUCGUCAAAAGAUCCAGCUGAAGAAGCAACUGAAGAUGAGAUGGCUGUAGAAAAAGAGAUUGCUGUUACAAGUGAAGAUGAACUUAAGGAAGAGGCUGCAGAAGCUACCACAGCUGAAGAUGAAAAUGCAGCAGAAGAGUCUGCUGUGACAGCCACAAGUGAACAUGAAUCUGACAAAGAUGAGGCUUUGGAAGAAGAGACAGCCGACGAUGAAGAAGAGAUUCCUGCCACCAGUGGAGAUGAUUCUGCAGAUGAGAAUGAUGACAAAGCCACAGCUGAUGAAUUGUCAAAAGAUCCAGCUGAAGAAGCAACAACUGAAGAUGAGAUGGCUAUAGAAAAAGAGAUUGCUGUCACAAGUGAAGAUGAAUCAAAGGACGAGACCGCUGAAGAUGAAAUUGCGGCUGCCACAACUGAACUUGAAUCUGACAAAGACGAGGCUACGGAAGCAGGGACAGUUGAUGAUGCGGAAGAGAUUGUUGCAACCAGUGACUAUGAACUGAAGGAAGAGACUGCUGAAGCUACCACAGCUGAAGAUGAAGAUGCAGUAGAAGAGGCUGAUGUGACAUCCAUAAGUAAACAUGAGUCUGAGGAGGUUGAGGAGGGAGGGAUAUGUGAUGAAGAAGAGCUUGCUUCCACCAGUGCAGGUGAUUCUGCAGAUGAGAACGAUGACACAGCCACGGCUGAUGAAUCGUCAAAGGAAGCAGCUGGGGUAGCAACAACUGAAGAUGAGAUGGCUGCAGAAGAAGAGACUGGUGUCACAAGUGAAGAUGAACUUAAACAAGAGGCUGCAGAAGCUACCAUAGCUGAAGAAGAAGAAGAGACCACUAUGGCAGCCACCAGUGAACAUGAAUCUGACAAAGAUGAGGCUGUGGGAGAAGAGACGCUCGACGACGAAGAAGAGAUUUCUGCCACCAGUGGAGAUGAGAAUGAUGAGUCAGCCACAGCUGAUGAAUCGUCAAAAGAUCCAGCUGAAGAGGCAACAACUGAAGAUGAGACUGCUGUAGAAAAAGCUGAAGAUGAAAUUGCAGCAGAAGAGACUGAUGUAGCAGCCACAACUGAAAAUGAAUCUGAACAUGAAUCUGACAAAGAUGAAGCUGUGGAAGCGGGGACAGUGAAUGAUGAAGAAGAGAUUCCUGCCACCAGUGCAGAUGAGACUGCAGAUGAGAACGAUGACACAACCACAGCUGAUGAAUCAUUAAAAGAACCAUCUGGGGUAGCAACGACUGAAGAUGAGAUGGCUGGAGAAGAAGAAACUGCUGAAGAUGAAAUAGCCGCAGAAGAGACUGCCGUUGUUGAGGAUGGAGAGGAGACUGCUGCCACCGGUGAAGAUGAUUCUGCAGAAGAUUUAGACGCCACCACAAAUGAUGAUGAAACUGCAGAGGAGAAUGAUGCCACAGGUGACGAAAUGUCAUCUGAAGUAGCAACAUGUGAAGAUGAAGCAAAGGAGGAGUCUGCCGAAGUCACCAAAGCUGAAGAGUCUGAUAUGGCAGGCGCAACUGAAGACGAAUCUGACAAAGAUGAGGCUGUGGAUGCAGGGAUGGAUGACAAUGGAGAAGAGACAGCUGCCACUAAUGAUGAAGAUGAAACUGAAGAAAAUAAUGAAGCAGGAGAAGCUGAAGAUGAAAAUACUCUAGAAGAAGAUGCCACAAAUGAAGAUGAAGCUGAAGAUAACGACACAGCAGAAGAGGCUGAUGAGGCAGCUACGACUGAACAUGAAACUGACAAAGAUGCAGCUGUGGAAGAAGAGAUUCCGGCCACAAGUGCAGAUGAGUCUGCGUCAGAUGGGGAGGAAACAGCUGAAAAAGUAACAACUGAAGAUGAGACUGCCGAAGAAAAAGAGAUAGGUGCCACAAGUGAAGACGAACUGAAGGAAGAGGCAGCUGACGCCACCACAGCUGAAGAUGAAAAUGCAGCAGACACAACUGAACGCGAAUCUGACAAAGAAGAGGUUGUGGAAGCAGGGAUGGUUGAAGACGUGGAGGAGACUGCUGCCAGCAAUGACAGUGAUUCUGCAGAGAAUACAGAUGAUGAUGGAACUGCAGAGGAGAAUGAUAACACAGCCAAAGCUGAAGAACUUUCAAAAGAGCCAGCUGAAGCAGAAACAACUGAAGAUGAAGGUGCUGUAGAAAAAGAGACCACACACACCACAGAUGAGGAUGACACCAAGGAAGAGACUGAGACAGCCACAGAAAAAGAAAAUUCAGGUGGAGAGGAAAUUGAUAAAGCUGAUAAUGAAUCCAAUGAAGAGGAAAUGGAAGAAACCACAGAUGGAGAAGAAUGUGUUGAAGCUGCUUCUGAAUCUGUGCAAGAGGAAAGCGCCAAAGCUGUGUCUGAAAAUGAAUCAGAGGGAGAGAGCAACGAAUCAGACGCAGAUGAAAGUGCAUCAGUUAACGAUGCAACAACAGAUGCAAAUGAGACGGAAGCAGGAGAGGAUACUGCAACAGCUAUAAAUGAAAAUGAACCAGGAGAAGAACACUCAGAAGCCAAGCCUGAAAAUGAGACUUUAGAUGAAACGGCAGGGGAAGAUGAGGCUGCAGAAGAGAAUAAAACGGCUACAGAUGAAAAUGAGGAAGUAUCGACAGUUGAGGUUCAUGAGACAGAAUCAUCAGAAAAAAUUGCAGGCUGUAUUGCUGAUGAAGAUGCCAUUGAAGAAGAAGAAAAAGGUGAAGAAGAUGAUAAUAAAUCACACAACGAGGAACUAGAGGAAGGUCAAACAACUGGAGAGGAAUCAGAGGAGGCUGAAAAUGAGGAGGAAUCUGCUGAAAAAGAAAGUCCAAGCGAGUCUGGGGCAACAGAUGAAGAUUGCACAGAGACUGCAACAACAGGAGAGGAAUUUGAAGAACGUGAAACAGCAGCAGAAGAAUCAGGAGAGUACAUGGCAGGGAGUGAGAUCACUGGGAGUGAGAUUACCGCAAGUGACGGAGAAGAAGCUGGAGCAGAAGGUGUAUCUGCAGGAGAUGAGGAAAAAGAAACAUGCAAAGAAAGUGACAUGACUGAAGAGCAUCAAGAAGACGCUUUAACAGAGACUAAUGAUGAAACAGAAGGAACUGAUGAUGUGGUGGAGCUGAAGGCAGAUAAUGAUGAUGAUGUGGAGGACAUAUCAGAAAGCAAUGUGCGUGAAGAAGAUAAACCAGAAGAAGAUGUAGAUGAAGAUAAUGAAGAACAAACAGAGACCAACGUAACACAAUGUGAAUGUAUCAACAUUCCAAGUGAAAGCCAAGAUAAUGAUGAGAACGAUGUUGAAGCAUCCGAAAAAGAGGGGGAAGAAACUGAGAUAUCCAAUAAAGGAUGGAGUGGAAACCAGGGAGAAUCAGCUGAUGGAGAAGAUGAGGCAGAGGAAGAUUCAGAUGAAGCAGAGGAAGAAACUGAUGAUGGAGAGCAAGAUUUUGUUCCCAGCAAAGCAGAUAAUGAAGACGCACCUAACAGUGUAGCCAAAGAAACAACAUUAAUCCCAAUUGAUACUUUGAUGAAAGUGUGUGCAGAAUCUGAGGAUGGCGCUUAUGCUGAUGUUGAAGAUUCUGAGACUGAAACAAGCAGCCAUGAAAAAGUUACAAAGCUUGAGUCAGAGAGUUAGGGAAAUUGAAAAAAAAACUGUGACUCUGCCAAUGCUCAGGAGAACAAGUGAUAGAGGACGAGAUAAAGGAAGAAAGAAGAGGAGUUUGUAGUAGGUAAAUGACAAGAAGACACCAACAAGCGGUUAGCAGUCUGAAGUCACAAAGUCAGGUCUUCAAGUGGAAACCUAACAAGGACUGUAAGAUGAAGCAAGCAAAAAGAUUGAUCCAGAUUUUUCUAAUUUAUAACUCACUGUUAAUAGUUCUUGUUUAACAAGCACUAAAUAAUACAUGCACUUUGCUCCGGCAUUUCUAAUGCGGACACUGAACACAAGCACAAAUAGUGCUCAUUCAUUUAUGUGAAAGAGGAAUCAUGAAAACUUGAAAAUAUAUAUGUACUGUAAGUAGGAAGUUUCCUUAUUUUUGUUCAAAACUAAAUGGGAUAAUUUAAUGAACAAUGAGUCAUAGAGUAUUGUUACAUGUUACUGCAACUUUGAGCAUCAGACAGAGCAUGGAGCUAAUGAUAAACUAUGCUUUGCAGUACUUGAUCGAAUCUGCAACUGUGAGGUUAUCAUUACUUAAAAACAUCAUACAUGCACAUAUACUGUAGUUUCUCUUCAAACUAUAUGCACUAUAUUUAUACCAUUUUUGCUGCUCAACAUUUGUUUUAUCUAAUCGAAAGUAUUCUUUGAAGACUUUUGGUUCCAAUGUUGAAACUAAAAAUAAUAAAAAGUGAUAUAUUUUUCUAGAUAAUAUUGUACUUUUCUGGAAAGCCAGAAAAUACUGAUACUAUUCAUUUUGAAUGUUUAACUUAAUAUUGUGCAAAUACAGUACUGUUCAAAGAGUUAAUUGAAGUAUUUUAGUGCUGAUACUAAAGAGUCAAACUGGUUGAUGUAAGCAACUUCACUAUUCCAUCAGGUAAUUGCAUAAUAACUCAGUUAAUUUGUAUAGCUCAUUAACAUAUAAUAAACUGAAAUGUCUGAAAGUAGCAAAAUUCACAUCAAGGUUUUAUGUAUCAUGACAGGUUCUCCUUUUGUUCUGUACUUUAGACCAUUCAACAGUGUUUAUCGGUAAGAAAAUAUAUUAU